Molecule: messenger RNA, 2055 nt
Organism: Carlito syrichta (Philippine tarsier)
Lineage: Eukaryota; Metazoa; Chordata; Mammalia; Primates; Tarsiidae
Product: zinc finger protein 85-like
Exons: 4
Biological process (GO): regulation of DNA-templated transcription
Molecular function (GO): DNA-binding transcription factor activity, RNA polymerase II-specific; RNA polymerase II cis-regulatory region sequence-specific DNA binding
Source: RefSeq, a predicted model, not a curated record
AUGCAGACGCCAGUGUUCCUCGCAAUUCCUGGGUUGUUGUCAUUCAAGGAUGUGGCCAUCGAAUUCUCUCCAGAGGAGUGGGAAUGCCUAGACUCCCCUCAGCGAAUAUUGUACAGGACUGUGAUGUUAGAGAUCCAUAGAAACCUGGUUUUUCUAGGACUUGCUGACUCUAAGUCAGACCUCAUCAUGCAUCUGGAGCAAAGGAAAGAGCCCUGGGAUGUGAAGAGACAUGACAUAUUAGCCAAACUUCCAGCUGUGACUUCUCAUUACACUGAAGACCUUUUGCUAGAGAAGAGCAUAGAAGACUCACUUACAAAGGUGCCAGUGGGAAAAUAUGAUAAAUAUAGCCAUAAGAACAUAUGCUUACAAAAAUCUUGGGAAAGUGUGCAUGAGGCUGAAGACCAGAUAGAAUGCUCAGUUGUAAAUAACCAUUACAAAUGUAACAAGAGUGAGAAAGUCUUUCAUCAACACUCCAUAUCUGUUAUCCACCAGAGUAUCCAUAUUUCUGAAAUGGCUGUCAAACAUGAAUAUAGCAAAACAUUUAACUGGUCCUCAAAAUGUAGUCAACAUCAAACAAAUAGUGGAGGAAAUAUGCACAAUGUAUGUGGGAAAGUAUUUAAGAAAUCGUCCUAUUUAAAUAGACAUGAAAAAAUCCAUAGGGGAGAGAGAGUCUCCAAAAGUGAAAAACAUGACAAAGCCCUUAGCUAUUACUCAUGUCAUUCACAACAUCAGAAAAUUCAUUGUGGAGAGAAACUCUAUAAAUGUGAAGAAUGUGAUAAAGCCUUUACUUGGUAUCCACAUUUUAGUCACCAUCAGAGAAUCCAUACUGCACAUAAACCCAACAAAUAUCAAGCAUGUGACAAGUCCUUUCAUCAGUACUCAAAUGAUACUCAACAUCAAAGAUACCAUACUGGAGAGAAACCCUGCAAAUGUGAAGAAUGUGGCAAAGCCUUUCACUCUCAAGGAGAAUUUGCUGGACAUAAGACCAUUCAUACUGGAGAGAAACCCUAUAAAUGUGCUGAAUGUGGCAAAGCCUUUCACUCUCAUUCACAUCUUACUCGACAUACAGUGAUCCAUACUGGUAAGACACCCUACAAAUGUGAAGAAUGUGGCAAAGCCUUUCACUGUCGUUCAAACCUUGCUCAACAUAUGAUGAUCCAUACUGGAGAGAAACCCUACAAAUGUGAAGAAUGUGGCAAAGUCUUUCGCACUCGUUCAAACCUUACUCAACAUAUGGUGAUCCAUACAGGAGAGAAACCCUACAAAUGUGAAGAAUGUGGCAAAACCUUUCACUUUCGUUCAACACUUUCUAGACAUACCGUGAUCCAUAAUGAACAGAAACCUUAUAAAUGUGAAGAAUGUAGCAAAACCUUUCAUACUCAUUCAAACCUUACUUACCAUAUGUUGAUCCAUACUGGAGGGAAACCCUACAAAUGUGAAGAAUGUGGCAAAGCCUUUCGCUGUUGUUCACACCUUGCUCAACACACAGUGAUCCAUUCUGGAGAGAAAUCCUACAAAUGUGAAGAAUGUGGCAAAGCCUUUCACACUCGUUCAAACCUUACUCGACAUAUGGUGAUCCAUACUGGAGAGAAACCCUACAAAUGUGAAGAAUGUGGCAAAACCUUUCACUCUCGUUCAGAUCUUUCUAGACAUACAGUGAUCCAUAAUAGACAGAAACCUUAUAAAUGUGAAGAAUGUGGCAAAACCUUUCACACUCAUUCAAACCUUACUAACCAUAUGGUGAUCCAUACUGGAGAGAAACCCUACAAAUGUGAAGAAUGUGGCAAAGCCUUUCACACUCGUUCAUACCUUACUCGACAUACAGUGAUCCAUAAUGGACAGAAACCUUACAAAUGUGAAGAAUGUGGCAAGGUCUUUCACUCUCAUGUAGCAUUUGCUAGACAUAAGACCAUGCAUACUGGGGAGAAAUCCUACAAAUGUAAAGAAUGUGGCAGAGCCUAUCACACUCAAAGAGGAUUGACUGUACAUAAGAUCAUCCAUACUGGACAGGCACCCUAUAAAUGUGCAGAAUGUGGCAAGGCCUUUCGCUCUCAU